GGAUGGAGUAGUGUUUCGGAAAUUACAACAAUGUGGGCUCACUAUGACGCCGUUUAUAGCGGACUCCGUAAACUUUCUUAUAUGAACCAUGAUGGCAACUUCUUUUCCAAUGCACUGCGCAAACAGACACAGUUCACUCUUUUGAUCAAAUAAUCAUCCUUGAAUACUUCAAAAUGCAUGAGCGUACGCCUCCCUCUACGCCUCAAGACACAGAGGCCGAGACAACCGUCGACGACAUCGCCGAGCCCGUGUUACAACUCGCCCGAACAUUCUCUCACACUCGUACAUUCUCCGCGCUCUCAACCAACAUCAAUCCCUUCCUCACCCAAGACUCCCGCCUGGACCCUAAAUCCCCAGACUUCGAGCCUGAAUCAUGGGUUAAGGCCUUGCUUCACGCUUUCUCGAAAGACCCAAGUAAGCAUCCGCGAUAUACAGCUGGUGUAUCUUGGCGAAAUCUUAGUGUGCAUGGGUUUAGCGAUCCGACGGAGUAUCAGAAGGAUGUUUUCAAUGUUAUCUGGAGAAGUCCUCUUGCUGCGCUUGAUUGGUUUGCGAAGAGGAAGCAAAAGAUCAAGAUUAUUUCAGAGUUUGAUGGGUUGGUGAAGAGUGGAGAGCUGCUUCUUGUCCUGGGUCGUCCAGGAAGUGGCGUUUCUACGCUGCUCAAGACGAUCGCUGGACAUACCCACGGUUUACACCUCGACGACUCAUCCGAGUUCAACUACCAAGGUAUUCCCUGGGACGUAAUGCACAGAAACUUCCGAGGAGAAGUAAUCUACCAAGCCGAAACAGACAUCCACUUCCCCCAACUAACCGUUGGCGACACCCUCCUCUUCGCCGCCCUCGCCCGCACGCCCCAACACAUCGUCGCCAACAUCUCACGCCACGUCUACGCCGAACACAUGAGAGAUGCAGUCAUGGCCAUGUUUGGUAUCUCCAACACUCUUAACACGAAGGUCGGAGAUGACUUUGUUAGAGGCGUUAGUGGCGGCGAGAGAAAGAGGGUUAGUAUUGCUGAAGCGAUUUUGAAUCAGAGCGCUAUUCAGUGUUGGGAUAAUAGUACGAGAGGGUUGGAUAGUGCGACGGCGUUGGAGUUUGUGAAGAAGUUGAGGCUUGGGACGAAGCUUGGUGGUGCUAGUGCGGUUGUUGCUAUGUAUCAGGCUAGCCAGGCAGCAUACGACGAAUUCGAUAAAGUCCUCCUCCUCUACGAAGGCCUCCAGAUCUUCUUCGGCCCAACGAACGAAGCGACGAAAUACUUUACCGCCAUGGGCUUCGAAUGUCCUCCCCGCCAAACAACCGCCGACUUCUUAACGUCCCUCACAAACCCCGACGAACGCAUCAUCCGACCUGGUUUUGAGAACAGAGUCCCUCGCAGUCCCGAAGAGUUCGCUGAUGAGUGGAGAAUGAGUCAACACAGAGCUUUACUUCUAAGUGAUAUCGCUGCGUUUGAGAUUCAGUAUCCUCUUGAUGGGAAGCAAAUUGAGACCUUGAGGGGGAUUAGGAGGGCGCAGAAGGCCAGGUUCACGUCCGACAAGAGCCCUUUCACCAUUUCCAUUCCGAUGCAGAUUCAGUUAUGUAUCGGGCGAGGUAUUAAGAGGCUUCUUGGUGACAAGACAUUCUUCAUAGUCACUGUCCUGGGCAACUUUUUCAUGUCUCUUGUUCUUGGGAGUGUUUACUUUGAUCUACCUAGCACAGCUGAGGGAAUGAACCGGCGAGCUUCAAUCCUAUUUUUCGCGAUUCUGUUCAACGGUCUCAGUAGCGCUUUGGAGAUCCUCGCCCUCUAUAGCCAACGACCAAUCGUCGAGAAGCAUGCCAGAUAUGCCUUGUAUCGACCUCUUUCUGAGUCUGUCUCCUCCAUCGUCUGCGAUUUACCAUCUAAGAUCAUCUCAACUCUGGCCUUCAACAUCCCGCUCUAUUUCAUGGCGAACCUCCGCCGCGAUGCCUCAUCAUUCUUCAUCUUCCUUCUCUUCGGUUUCACAACAACCAUGACAAUGUCAAUGAUUCUUCGCACCAUCGCCCAGUCCUCAAAGACAGUUCAUCAAGCACUCGUUCCUGCUGCCAUCUUUAUCAUCGGUUUGGUAAUCUACGCUGGAUUCGUCCUGCCUAUCCGCAGUAUGAAGGGCUGGCUCAGGUGGAUCAACUAUGUCAAUCCCAUUGCUUACGCUUACGAGUCUUUGGUCGCAAAUGAGUUCUCGGGUCGGUCGUUCGGAUGUCAGGUGAUGAUACCCUCUGGUCCUGGGUAUGAAGACAUUCAGCCGACGCAGCGGACCUGUUCUGUUGCUGGUGCUCUGCCAGGUCGGGAUGCCAUCGAUGGGGAUUUCUUCAUUGGGACUGUUUACAAGUACUACUACUCGCAUCUUUGGAGGAACUACGGCAUCCUUAUCGCAUUCAUUGUCUUCUUCACCUUCACGUACCUCUUUUCGGCAGAGUACUUCUCAUCUGAAGCUUCGAAGGGUGAGAUCCUCGUAUUUCGCAAAGCUCAGAAGUCUCAUCGCCCGGAGACCACAGAUGAAGAAGCCGUCAAGCACGAAUUCCAGCCCCAGCGAGCAGUGAAUGGUGACGAAAACCAUCUAGCGACUGAAAAGCCACCAAGAACUUCUACAUUCUGCUGGAGGAACCUCUGUUAUGAUAUUAAAGUCAAGGGCGAGACGCGACGGAUCCUUUCAAGCGUCAACGGUUGGGUCCAACCAGGGAAGCUAACUGCUCUGAUGGGCGCCACCGGAGCCGGCAAGACGACGCUUCUCGACGUGUUAGCUGAUCGCGUCACCAUGGGAGUCAUCACGGGCGACAUACUUGUCAAUGGACUACCACGCAGCAAGUCAUUCCAGAGAACCACUGGAUACGUGCAGCAGCAGGAUAUUCACCUUGAGACAUCUACUGUCAGAGAGGCUCUUCGAUUCAGUGCUGUUCUCAGACAACCAUCUUCCAUUCCAAUGAAAGACAAGAUCGGCUAUGUUGAAGAGAUCAUUGGUCUGCUAGAGAUGAGUCUCUAUGCAGAUGCAGUUAUCGGAGUGCCUGGUAAAGGUCUCAAUGUGGAGCAACGGAAACGCCUCUCCAUCGGCAUCGAGCUCGUCGCCAAACCCGAAGCCCUCAUCUUUCUCGACGAACCAACCUCCGGCCUCGAUAGUCAAACAGCAUGGGCAAUCGUCUCACUUCUCAAGAAGCUCGCAGACCAUGGGUUAGCUAUCCUCUGUACCAUUCACCAACCUUCCGGCAUCAUAUUUCAGCAGUUCGACCGUCUGUUACUCCUAGCGAAAGGUGGCAAGACUGUUUACUUUGGUGAUAUCGGCGAGAAUGCUACUGCUUUGACGGGAUACUUUGAGAGGUAUGAUGCUGUUGCGUGCCGUCCUGAAGAGAAUCCUGCAGAGUGGAUGCUCCAUGUCAUUGGUGCUGCACCGGGUGCUCAUACGGAUCGUGACUGGGCUGAGACUUGGAAGGGAAGUUCCGAGUUUGUCAGUGUUCAGAAAGAACUUGAUACUCUCACUCAGACGAAACACGUUGACCGCCACGAGUCAGAUACUCAGGACACGGCUUAUGCUGCUUCACUCUCUCAACAGUUCUUGGUCUGUACCAAGCGCGUUGCCGAGCAAUACUGGCGAACACCGACAUACAUCUACUCCAAGCUCUCACUCUGCCUCAUAACCAGCCUCUUCAUCGGCCUCUCCUUCCAAAACUCUCCACUAUCCCUCCAAGGUCUCCAAAACCAACUCUUCUCAAUUUUCAUGCUCCUCGUGAUCUUCGCAUUCCUAAUCUACCAAACGAUGCCCGGCUUCGUCACCCAGCGAACACUCUACGAAGGACGUGAAAGAUCCUCAAAGACAUACGCUUGGUACAACCUCAUCCUCGCCAACACAGUCAUCGAGAUGCUCUGGAACUCUGUGGCGUCGUUGGCGGUGUACUUCCCGUUUUACUUUCUUGUUGGUAUGUAUGACAAUGGUCGUGUUACGGAUACGCAGCAUGAGAGGGGCGCGCUUAUGUUUCUGUUAACGUGGGUUUUCAUGGUGUAUGAGGGGACGUUUGCGCAUAUGUGUGUUGCUGGCGCGCCGACUGCUGAGGUUGGAGCGACUUUUGCGCUGUUGCUAUUCAUGAUGACUCUUGUAUUCUCCGGUGUCCUUGUCCCAUACUCGGGUCUUCCUGGAUUCUGGGCCUUCAUGUACCGCGUCUCGCCUAUGACCUACCUCAUCGGCGCCAUAAUUUCUGAUGGUGUUGGUAAGCAAGAAGUUACAUGCUCGGAAAUCGAAUUUCUCCAGUUCCAGACGCCAGCGAACCUCACUUGUGGCGAGUAUGUGGGACAAUUCGUUCAAGCUGUCGGAGGCUCUCUUUCCAAUCCGGGAUCGAACCAGACGUGCCUUUACUGUCCGAUUGCAUCGACGGAUACAUACCUUGGAACUCUGAGUAUUCGAUACAGUGAGAGAUGGAGAAACUUUGGCCUGAUGUGGGCGUUCAUUGUAUUCGAUGUUGUUGCAGCGUUGAUGGCAUAUUGGUUAAUCAGGGUGCCCAAGAAGGGUACACGAUUGUUGUUUUGGAAGAAGUAG
This is a messenger RNA of Fusarium redolens, 4529 nucleotides long. Its product is annotated as ABC-2 type transporter-domain-containing protein. The record is from RefSeq and is a predicted model, not a curated record. Lineage: Eukaryota; Fungi; Ascomycota; Sordariomycetes; Hypocreales; Nectriaceae. Gene Ontology annotation, cellular component: membrane. The transcript is spliced from 11 exons. Gene Ontology annotation, biological process: transmembrane transport. Gene Ontology annotation, molecular function: ATP hydrolysis activity; ABC-type transporter activity; ATP binding. Bases 174 to 4529 code for a protein of 1451 amino acids.